UUUACGUUUCAUAGAAUCGUCUGGUUAAUUGUUUAUAUAAUAAUAAUAAUCAGCAUGUCUUUUAUAAUAUACGACAUGACCUUGGAAUAUCGAGAUAGUCCAACGGCAAUUACCAUUGAAACCGAUAAAUAUCCGAUACAAGAAAUUAAUUAUCCGGCUAUAUCUAUUUGUAGUAUCAAUAAAAUUAGUUUAUCGUAUGCUAUAGAUCUUGCGAAAGAACUGUACGUAUUAGAUUAUAAUCAUAUAAUUGCGCGUAUAAUAGUAUAUAAAUUAUUUCAUUGUACAUAUUAUCAUAGUUUGGAUUUUAAAACUAUAAAGUAUAAUUUUAAUUUGACCGUCGAAGAAUUAACAAGUAUGAUAACUAUCAUGGGUAAUUUUUAUCAUUUCGAUAUCCACGAGGAUGACUUAAAAAGAAUAUAUUUAUUGCACAGUAUACUUGACCGUGUAUACAAUGGUUACAAUGUUGAGAGAAUAAUGAAAAGGCUAUUACCAAAAUGUAGAUCAUUUGUAUGGCAGUGUUCUUGGAACGGUAAGGAUCAAGAUUGUAAUGAAAUAUUUUUUUUAAAAAAAACCAGCGACGGCUAUUGUUGUACGUUUAAUUCCGCACGACGUUUUAAUGAUUUCGGCGACACAGAUUCUUUUACAUUUGCAUCACAAAUGGUAGAACGUUCAAAGGAAACAGGUUCAGAAUAUGGAUUAUCUGUUUUAUUAAAUCCACAAUUAUAUGAUUAUGCUUAUAAAUUACUUCCAAUAAUAGGUUUGAAGAUAUUGAUAUAUUCAUCUUUUGAUUAUCCCAAUACAGUUAAUGGUGGAGUACGUGAGGUCUUUGUUCCACCGAAAGUAGAAAUGUUUUUGAACUUGAACGCAAUUAAUUUUUAUUCAUUGCCAGACGUUAUUGAUUAUGAUAUCAAUCAAAGGGAUUGUUUAUUUAGCACGGAACAAGCAAAAAUAUUCGGAGGAUAUUAUUCCUAUACGAAUUGUAUAUCCCAUUGUCGUACACAAGAUAUUAUAUCCUUUUGUAAAUGCAUUCCUUUCUUUUAUCCUAUUACUUCGGAUAUGGCUAACAUAAGAAAUUGUAAUCUCAAAGACCUCCUAUGUUUGAAGAAGUAUAAAGACAGAUGGUUAAAUCUGGAACCUAGAUAUGAAAAAUUCAUGGAAUCAUUUCACGAAAGAAAACUUCCAAAUGGAUCAUGCUGUAUAAAAUGCGAUUGUCUUCCAUCUUGCGAGGACAUCACCUAUACCGUAUCUAUCAGCGAUAUUCCAUUAAAUAUUCCAUAUUUACUUUGGAAUAGGAAAAAAACUCGUAUGAAUAAUCACAGCUUAGUACAUAUUUAUUUUGGAUCUUCUGGUACAACAAGAAUAAAACAAGAUAUGUUCUUGUAUUGGUAUGAACUCAUGAGUAAUUAUGGAGGAAUCUGUAGUUUAUUUUUGGGCAUUAGUAUAAUAAGUUUAAUCGAAAUGCUUUACUUUUUUAUUAUACGUCUUAUCAAAUCAGAACCAUCAUCAUUAAUGACAACUAAUUCAGGAAAUAAUGUUAACGUUAAAACAAUUAUUAUCGAGCCCAAAGAAUCAGAUAUGGUGAUUUUAUAUUGGAAAGAAAUAAGCGGAGCAGUUUCUAAGGAUAUCGAUUUAACGGCUUUAUCAUUGGAUCGAUAAAUUUAACAAACGUUUGAAUUGACGUUUAACAUCGAUCGUCAAAAUCAACGUGAUGUAUGACAAUAGUGCAUAGGCAUUACGUUUCACUUCAAAGGGAUACUUUAAUUAAAGAUCUAAUCUAAAUGGGAUCAUAUUUUUAGAUCCUAGAAAUAACAUAAAUGCAUUGAUCUUUCAAUAUUUGCCUUUUCAAUUAUGUAAUUAACGAUCAUUAUGUUCUUCAAUAUAAAAAUAAAAUAUUGUUUUCAAAUUUACAACAGACUUAGAAUUAUUGCUGAUAGCACGUAAUAAAUAUCUUAGAUUAUAGAGCACUUGUGCUUGCGAAAUAAUUUUUCUUUGCAAUCAAAUAAAUUGUUUUAAAUUAAAUUAAAUUAUUGAAAUACGAUAAAUAUAAUGUUUAGUUAGAAUUAGAAAGAAAAGAUUUGGAAAAAGUAUUGAUAUAAAUAUGCAGCUAUUUGCUCGAUAAUAUUUGCGUUGUAUAAUUUCAAUUAAGAUUUUGAUAUAUCGACUUAGGUCUUACCACGUGGAGAUUUGCCGCAUCUGGAGAUCCACGGAUUAAUGGUUACUCUAUUCUAAAAUCCCCGUUAACGAGAUAAUCUAAUCGAAGUUUCGAGUAAAUAAAACGAACUGUAGGACUUUUAAUCGCACCCAUGAACAUUUACUUCUGUAUCAUCCUGUAUAUAAG
This is a messenger RNA of Vespa mandarinia (Asian giant hornet), 2338 nucleotides long. Its product is annotated as sodium channel protein Nach-like. Gene Ontology annotation, cellular component: plasma membrane. Gene Ontology annotation, biological process: sodium ion transmembrane transport. The record is from RefSeq and is a predicted model, not a curated record. Gene Ontology annotation, molecular function: ligand-gated sodium channel activity. NCBI's taxonomy places the organism in Eukaryota, Metazoa, Arthropoda, Insecta, Hymenoptera, Vespidae.